Messenger RNA from Angiostrongylus costaricensis, 302 nucleotides. NCBI's taxonomy places the organism in Eukaryota, Metazoa, Nematoda, Chromadorea, Rhabditida, Metastrongylidae. The record is from the annotation of a GenBank genome assembly.
GAAACUGUUAUGCUCUUCUUGUUUUAGGCAUGUCAGUAGACCAGACGAUAUCGGAACUUAGCAGUACACUGGCACAGCUGAGCACUCUGGUAGCACACAUCAAUGGACAAAUCAGUGGGAUUACGAGGAGGAUAAACAUCACUUUAGACAACUUCGAUAAAGUGCCAAAUUCUUGGGUGUUCUACAUGCUGUUCAUAACGCUUAUCGUAGUGUUUAUACUGUUAUCAGUGGUUCUGAUACUGAAUCUGAUAACGAAGGUUCAUGCGAUUGUACGGAUAGUGAACAAUAAAGAUGGUGAGUAA